Molecule: messenger RNA, 846 nt
Organism: Eruca vesicaria subsp. sativa (arugula)
Lineage: Eukaryota; Viridiplantae; Streptophyta; Magnoliopsida; Brassicales; Brassicaceae
Source: the annotation of a GenBank genome assembly
CUUUCUGUUCUGUUCUUCACAUCUCUCAUGCGUAUAUUCACGAGACUCGUGAUGUGAUUUCAACACACCGUCUUGACAACAAGUAAAGAAGGAAGACGAAGAGUCAUGGACUGGACGAACGUUUCCUCUAGAUCAAGCUCUCUUACAGUAGGAGAGCAAAUCUGCGCCGUCUUCGUACCUUUCUUGGUCAUUAUUGAUGUUCUCUUCUCCACCUUCGGACAAUGCUUCGAUUGCCGUCGCCGCCCAUCGCCUCAGAUUUGUCAGCACCCGGAUCUGACUCGUCUUGCCCGUGAAUCUCAAUUUUCAGUCAACGAAGUUGAAGCAUUGUAUGAGUUAUUCAAGAAACUUAGCUGUUCAAUUAUUGAUGAUGGGUUGAUUCACAAGGAAGAGCUUCGGCUAGCGCUUUUUCAAGCUCCGAACCUCUUUCUUGAUAGGGUUUUUGAUCUGUUUGAUGAGAAGAAAAAUGGUGUUAUAGAGUUUGAGGAGUUUAUCCAUGCGUUGAAUGUGUUUCAUCCCUCUGCAGCAAUCGAGGAGAAGAUAGACUUUGCAUUUAGGCUCUAUGAUUUAAGACAAACCGGAUUUAUAGAACGAGAGGAGGUGCAUCAAAUGGUGGCUGCUAUUUUGAAAGAGUCUGAUAUGAUGCUGUCAGAGGAACUUCUGACCAUGAUUAUUGAUAAAACAUUUGCUGACGCAGAUUCAGAUAGAGACGGUAAAAUAAGCAAGGAGGAAUGGAAAGUGUAUGUGCUUAAGCAUCCAAGCUUGUUGAAGAAUAUGACUCUUCCUUACCUAAAGGAUGUGACGACAGCAUUUCCAAGUUUUAUAUUCAACACUGAGGUUGAAGACUGA